AAGAUUAAGGAUAGAAUCCUUUUUUUUUUUGCAGCUCCAGGAUUUCCAUGUAUCGGUCCCGGAAUAAUAUCACCUUUCAAUCCUUUGCACUACAACGGUAAAAGGAAACGCCGUCAUCGAACAAUAUUCAGCGAAGAGCAGUUACAAAUUCUGGAAAAUGCUUUUCACGGAACUCAUUAUCCAGAUGUUAUGUUGAGAGAAAAAUUGGCUGAACAAUGUGCGCUGAAAGAAGAACGGGUUGAGGUUUGGUUUAAAAACCGACGAGCAAAAGACCGUAAACAGAAACGUGAAAGUGAUGGUAAAGCAAAUUGUACAGUGAAAAUGAGCGCUUCAGAUGAAUCAGAUUACGAUAUUUCUGAUGAUGAAAAUACGUCUCGAAAAUCACUGGUAACAAAACGAAAACGAUUAUCCACAAAUGAUGAAGUUGGUUACAGCAAUAAAACUGGUAACGGUGGCGGUGGUGGUGGUGGUGGUGGAACGUCAACACUACCAACUGCUACGACACUGACUUCAAUUGCUUUAUCCAACGAUAAAGCUAAUUCAUAG
Molecule: messenger RNA, 546 nt
Organism: Enterobius vermicularis (human pinworm)
Lineage: Eukaryota; Metazoa; Nematoda; Chromadorea; Rhabditida; Oxyuridae
Source: the annotation of a GenBank genome assembly